Messenger RNA from Gymnodraco acuticeps, 1042 nucleotides. RefSeq names its product signal recognition particle 9 (gene srp9). Gene Ontology annotation, biological process: negative regulation of translational elongation; SRP-dependent cotranslational protein targeting to membrane. Gene Ontology annotation, molecular function: 7S RNA binding. Gene Ontology annotation, cellular component: signal recognition particle, endoplasmic reticulum targeting. The transcript is spliced from 3 exons. Lineage: Eukaryota; Metazoa; Chordata; Actinopteri; Perciformes; Bathydraconidae. The coding region runs from base 175 to 435 and encodes 86 amino acids. The record is from RefSeq and is a predicted model, not a curated record.
GGUUGUAGACCGCCAUUAAAGCAAAAGAAGAAGAAGAAGAAGAAGAAGGAGAUGAUUGGCUGUGUUCACACUAGUGCUGAUGUGGUCUUCUGUUAGCAGAGCUGUCGACACAUUCAGAACAAUAUUACUGUUUUAUUAUAAUUAUAAAAAAAUAGCCACUGUACUUUGUUGAUAAUGCCUUAUUAUCAGACCUGGGAGGAGUUUUCCCGCGCAGCAGAGAAGCUGUAUCUGACAGAUCCCAUGAAGGUUCGGGUGGUUCUAAAGUACAGACACUGCGACGGAAACCUGUGUAUCAAAGUGACCGACAACGCUGUGUGUUUACAGUACAAGACAGACCAGGCCCAGGACGUAAAGAAGAUUGAGAAGCUCCACGGAAAACUGAUGAGACUCAUGGUGUCCAAGGAGACACACAGCGGUUCCAUGGACACAGAUUGAAGAACUGUUGCAGCACUGGACUGAGCCUGCUGGACACAAAGUGCACAGUGUGGAGUCUGAGAGACGGGAUAUGGCUGCCUAUGCUGAUUUAAUAUAUCAGAGAUGUGAUAUUAAUACUGUCCAUUUUUGAUUCUCUCAGGAUUUUCAUUUUUUAUUAUACAUUUCCCAUUUUAAAAUCUUAUUAUCAUGUUUUUUUCAGGCAUUGUGAUCCCGCCCCUAAUAGUGUUACUAUAAAGUACGCUCAGUGUAAGCUGCUGGGACAUUUUAGAAAAUGCAGAGGUGGAAGUUGAGAACGGUUGUGGUAAUGUAGGACCAAAUGUCCAAAUCCUCUGCUGCAGUGUAGCUUUGGCACCUUGAUUUCUUUAGAGCCUGCAUUUCCAUUUGAAAGCAGGUGAAAAUGAGCGUGAUGAAGACACUGCAUGUCUCUUCUAUUUUCUUCAUCCAGGAUAUGUAGUUGUAGGUUGGAUUUCAGCACAGCGAUCUUUUAGUUUUUCUUCAUGGACAUUAAUGAAGCAGGACCAUUUGAUUUUCUAACCACCUGAUUGCCAAUUUAUUCUUCUGAAAAUCAACGUUACAUUUUCAAUAAAUGUUUGUUUACCCCAGUACA